This is a messenger RNA of Lathyrus sativus (Indian pea), 222 nucleotides long. Lineage: Eukaryota; Viridiplantae; Streptophyta; Magnoliopsida; Fabales; Fabaceae. The record is from the annotation of a GenBank genome assembly.
AUGGCGACCGAAGCAAAGGCUGUUACCGAGGAUGUCAAAAUCGAUCUCUUUGAAGAUGACGAUGAGUUCGAAGAGUUCGAGAUCAAUGAAGAGUGGGAUGACAAGGAGGAAGGUAAAGAAAUAGCUCAGCAGUGGGAGGAUGAUUGGGAUGAUGAUGAUGUUAGUGACGAUUUCUCUGUUCAGCUGAGAAGGGAGCUGGAGAGCACUACAGAGAAGAAUUAA